CCGUCCCACAAAAGCUUUAAAAUCAAGAGAAAGCUGGGCAAGAAGAUGAAGCAAAACAGGCCAAUUCCACAGUGGGUUAGACUAAGGACUGGAAAUACCAUCAGGUGAGCUUUUUGAUGUGUGCUCUCAUUAGACUUCGAUGGGACAGUCCAGCCUUGCUUUUUUUUUCAUUUAUCACUCCAUAAUAUUUACAAAUAAGGUUUUGCUGGGUCGUGUUGGUAGAGUCUAGUGAAAUUAGCCUGAUCAUACUAGCGUAAUUCAUUAAAUUCGUAAACCACGUAAUGAUACAUGAGCUCAAAUAUAAGGAAGAUGGAAAAUACACUGUAUCUUGGUUCAUGAGUCAAAAGAUGCUCGCUCACAAGCAACGUAAGUCGCAAGUCGACUUGUAAUAUUAAAUGUACAUUACAAUGUACAUAUUGUAUGUGGUGUGUACCCGACCUUAUUAUCCUUCAUUCCCAGUGACGCAUUAAAUGGAUUAUUCAUUUAUGCAUAGUAAUUAGUGACAAGGAACCUAUCCAAUCAGCUUUUUAUCAAUAAAAGUAAGAUGAUGAAUUUUAAGCCUGGUCAAUACAUGAGUAAGAUGUUUUUCUCAGAGGCGGAUCAGAAGAAAAGUAUGCUCGAUUGUACAGGCCAUAAAGUUGUAGGGUCAACUUCUUUUGGCAAUACACCAUCGCAUUUUUUCUUCUGAGCUGCCUGUGCCACUGACUUAAAAAACAUCUUUCUGAAGCAUUUCGUUAUUUGGAAAACAACAAUAGUUUUUAAUUUAACCUCUGCUUGAUGUUAUUCCACUUUAGAUAUAAUGCCAAGAGACGUCACUGGCGUCGUACCAAACUGGGAUUGUAA
This is a messenger RNA of Porites evermanni, 843 nucleotides long. NCBI's taxonomy places the organism in Eukaryota, Metazoa, Cnidaria, Anthozoa, Scleractinia, Poritidae. The record is from the annotation of a GenBank genome assembly.